Messenger RNA from Clupea harengus (Atlantic herring), 4127 nucleotides. It is a transcript of the gene atp6ap1b, whose product is annotated as ATPase H+ transporting accessory protein 1b. NCBI's taxonomy places the organism in Eukaryota, Metazoa, Chordata, Actinopteri, Clupeiformes, Clupeidae. Gene Ontology annotation, molecular function: ATPase activator activity. The record is from RefSeq and is a predicted model, not a curated record. Gene Ontology annotation, cellular component: proton-transporting V-type ATPase complex.
UUUGUGUUCUCUUCCCAUAUGGAAGGUUUUGUCGCUGCUACUUUAAUCAAUGAUUGUAAUACAUUUCUACACUGAUAUUAACGCAGCAGCAAGAUAGAACAAGCUUGAACACGCCCGAGACCAAGUGGAUCACAUGAUUGUCUGCUGCUAAUGUUCACGUGACACUGGUUGCAAAGAUGGCGGAAGUGAACGCGUCAAACCAAAGUUCUCUCAGGACACUUUCCCCAUUAAUAUUUACUUGUUUAUUGAUUAGCUGCUGUUAUGGCCAAGUACCACUGGUUAUGUGGACGAGCGAAGGCAAUGCUCUGGCAUCUCUGGACCCUGCUGCUGUUGGUAAGAUGAUCUCUGCAGGGCAACUAAACUCGUACCUGACGUCUGCUCUGGCCACGGCACCCCACACUGUUCUGCUAUUUCUACAAGACAAAUUGAGUAUGGAGGACUUCACAGUGCGUGGUGGUGUCUAUGGAGACAAAGAGAAUGGAGCAUUCCCUAAACUACAGGCGUGUUUGAAGGCAGCCUCCUCCCCACUAGUCCUGCCAAGCUUAGCCAGAGGUGUGGCUGCAGAGGUGCCUGCUCUGCUGCAGGAAGCUCUGGGCACCCCUCCACUCUACACAGACCCCUCUAGCCUUGCCCAGCAAAUCCUGCUCACUGACCCCGCCCUGCUGGUCAUCGGUCUGCCUUACAGCUCAGGGAGCCAGACAAAGGAAGUGCUACAUAAGAAUGAUGAGAUUAUAGGCAAAGUGGCAGAGACUAUGAAGGCUAGAAAUGUGCCAUUCACAGCCAUCUACACUGGCCUCCAGCCCUCAAGGGUGAUUGAGGACUCUUCAGUGAUCAGUGGACCGCUGGUAGGCCGCUCCUUGCUCCAGUCACAAGAGACAGUGAAGCCCCCUGUGAUGUUCAACAACACCCAGGGCCCCUGCAUUCUGCUGUGGGCAGACACCCUGAGUGUCAGCAUCCUGCGGGGCUCCCAGGUGACCACGUUGGACCUGGCUCCUCUCACCUUCAUCCCCUCAGUGUCGCUGACCGGAUCCUCUUGCGGUGAAAACUCCUCAGUCCUUGUACUCAACUACAACAACGUCCUCAACUUCACAAGCCUUACACUGACCUUUGUGAUGACAAAGCGUUACUUCCCUGUGUCAGCACGGAAUUGGACACUGCUGGAGCAGGUCAGGCUAGUCUACGACGGCCAGGUGGCCACCUUUAACGGCAGUAGGGGCAUCUACUCACCAGCUGAGUACUCCUUCCAUUGCCAGUCAGUCAGCAGUACCCGUUACCCACUGCUGGUGCCCAACAAUGUCACUGACAAUACCCCGACGAUCCAGUUCACUGACUUCCAGAUUCAAGGCUUCAAUGUUACUGGGGACUUCUCAUACGCCAGUGACUGUGCAGCCUUCUUCACGCCGGGCAUCUGGAUGGGUCUCAUCACCUCCCUGAUUAUGGUGCUCAUCCUCACCUACGGCCUGCACAUGCUUACCCAGCUGCGCACCAUGGACCGCUUCCAGGACCCCAAGGGGCCCAGUCUCUCCGUGCCCCUCAGCGAGUGAGGCAGUGCGGCGCCGCUCAAGCUAACCUCCCUUUUGUUCUGUUUCUUUGUCUCUAGACAUCUCUGUAAGUCUCUCUCUUGAGCAUCGGGUUCUUUCUGCCUGGAUCUCUCUCUGUAUAUGUGAAUGUUGUUUUGCUACAGACUGUAGACUGUAAACUGGUUUGAGGAUCUGUUUUUUAACAGUGUCCACCUGUAGAUCAUUCCAUUCCCAGACCCCCAACCUGAUCCUCCUUUCUUCCUCGCCUUUGUCCUCAAUCAAAGUAAUAUUUAAUGUCUUAGUGUGUGAGAGUGUCUGAAUGUAAAGGUAUUUUUUUUUUUAGAGUACACACAUCCAGUGUAAAUCCUGUGAUAUCAUGUGAAAAUGCACUGUCAGAAUAUUUAAUUUAUACGUAUGAAGAUGAGAUAUGCCUCUUGUCUGUGCAUGCAGUCAGAGACUGCUUCAGUCUGACCCUUUAAAGUUGACCGCUCCUUCUGCUUCCUUGGUGACCCCUACUCAGAAUAGUUUUCUCUUGUUCUGAUGCUUCCACUGUUCUACCAGAGGCUUCCCUCAAUAUGUGUCUGUUUGCUUUUUCCUCUUGUGCCCGUCUUGCUUCUAUGGCCCUUGCAGGUCUUCCUGUUCAAAUAACGCCAAUAUUUGUAUGUUUGCCAUGGGUACAUUUAGCUUUAAGUUGUUCUGUAGGAUUCUGUAUUGCUGAUCGCAUGCCUCACCGAGUACCAAAUUUGAUUAACUGUAUACGAUCUGUAUAGGUGUUGCCAUGACCACGCGCAUUCAGUAUGUGAGCUAAUACCUGAUUCAAUCAAUAAUUAGGAUCACGCAUAUUAGCUGCACUGCUAGUUCUAUUUGAAUCCAGUGGAACAGUUCCAGACUGCAGUCAAUGUGAGAUGAUGGUAAUGAUGUUUUUCUGUGCCAAAUACCGUUCUUUCUCCUCUAGAGCCUGGUGCACUUCCUUUCCCCCCCUCAGUGCUGUAGCUGUAGUAGUCAGAUUGAGGGUUGUGCCUUUACAGGGUAAACGAUGUGCCUAUUUUAGUGUCUGCCACUAAAACUACUGCGUUUUUUGUUUUUGAUUGACCUUGGGGGGAACUUGCCAACUCCAGUUUGUUUAAUGAGCCUGAUUUAGCUAGAGAGGAGUGAAGAGUUUGUGUGUGUGUUUGUACGCACACACUUGCACAUGUACACAUUUAACUUAGUAGUUGUGUACAAUCAGCAGAACCUGACGUUUAUUAGAUCCACACACACCCACUCCCAGAGGAAUGCCAAAUUUAAAUACAUCUGCUUAUGUGCAUGAAGAUGCACACCUGCCUGAUCAUGUGUAUAUUGUAAGACUCCUCUCUACCACUGACUUACCCUAUGUGUGGAACAGGACUUUGGGAUUGAUAGUCAACUGUGACCGUGCCUUCUGUAUUGACAUUAGUAUUGGUAUGAACAUCAUUCCAGUCUUUGUUCACUGGGACUACUAGAGCUAAUAAAAGGUAUUUUGUGGUUUUUGAAAACAUUUUUCUUUUGGGGAUCACACUGACCAGAUGCAAAUUAACAUAUAAUGGGGACAACUAUAGUUAAAUGUGGACUGCAGUUCUCAGUCAUCAUACCCUGUGAAAGACGUUACCUUUUGUCACUUAACACCCUGGAAAUGGAAAUAAAUUUACAUUCUACAUUUUAAAGCUGUAUGUACACAUUAUAACCCUCAUCAUCAAAGUCCAGAUCAAACACCAGCCCAAGUACCCAACCUGACAUAAAUUGUUUUGGUUUUGAUUACUUCAGAUUAAAACCAGCUGUUUCUUGAAAAUGCCACUACUAGUAGUAAGAAUUCAGCAUGGUUGGGAAAGUGCUUUCAAAAGGCCUCUGCAAUAAAGCAGAAGCACGUUAGAAGGCUAUAAAAAAAAUUCAAAGGCUUUAGCUAUCCCUCUGAGUACUGUUCAGAGCGUCAUUAAGAAGUGGUAAGCGUAUGGCACCACCACCAACACCUUGCAAUCCGUCCAAACUGAAUGACUGAGCCAGGAGGACACUGAUCAGAGAAGCUACAGUCUACAUACUUCUUUGGCUUCUGCCGUUGUCUUUGCCGGUUCCAUAUUCAUCAGCUUGUCAACAAAUACACGUGUACACUGUCCAUUAGGGCGUCUCGUAGUGCCAAUUUGUAUUUACACAGUGGUGUAAAAAUGAGUUACACUCGGCAUCUUUGAUGUAUUUGGAUAUGAUGGUUUUCUAUAGGCACUGUAACUACAUACCUGUAAGAUUAGGACAGACGUAUACUCUGGAGCCAGUUUAUUGGAAUUACGGCUCUAGAAUGCGUAUACACUGUGUAAACAGUAAUGAAACAACUUUGACUAAACAGACGAGAUUUUGUGAAAGCAGUACUUUUAUUGGUAAUUUGACUUGGGGCAGCAAGAUAGAUAAAUUGCCCAAAGCAGUCAUGUGGCCACAAUACUGUUCCUUCAUAUGGCAUAGCGCUUAAACAAAUUUAAUUCAACUUUUCCCACCCUAAAUUUUAUUAUUGUGCAAACAACAAGUGCAAAAUGUGCUAAGUGGUUUAGUGGCUAAAUGCGUUGGAUCUCUGUCAUUUUCCAUAUUAAUAAACAUUUGAAUUAU